Messenger RNA from Pleuronectes platessa (European plaice), 1352 nucleotides. RefSeq lists its product as uncharacterized. The transcript is spliced from 3 exons. The record is from RefSeq and is a predicted model, not a curated record. NCBI's taxonomy places the organism in Eukaryota, Metazoa, Chordata, Actinopteri, Pleuronectiformes, Pleuronectidae. Gene Ontology annotation, cellular component: endoplasmic reticulum. Bases 146 to 346 code for a protein of 66 amino acids. Gene Ontology annotation, biological process: endoplasmic reticulum unfolded protein response.
GCUAACUGUUAGCAUCACGAACCUCCAGCGGGACACGCUCACCGGUACCGGCCUCGUCUGCGCCCCCUCCCCGCCUCCUUCUCCCGGUGUUCUGCGGUAAUUUCCGUCCUCCUGCUCCAGACCGACCGGCAAACAUCCAGGGACGAUGUCGGCAGUGCAGCGGAUGAAGGUGGCGAACGAGCGGCACAGCAAGACGAUCACACAGCGGGGACACGUCCAGAAGACCACGCGGCCGGUAAAUGAUGACAAGUCUCCGGUGGGUCCGUGGCUUCUCGCUCUCUUCGUCUUCGUGGUUUGUGGAUCCGCCAUUUUUCAGAUCAUCCAGAGCAUCAGGCAGGGCAUGUGAUGACCCUUGACCCCGGAGCCGAGCCGUCACAUGGAAGAGGAGGGGGACACGUCACCGUCAUGACGACAGACACACACAGACACACACAGACACACACACACGUUCCUGUGGAGUUUUUAAAUCUGAUCUUUUUUUUUCCACAGUAAAUCUUUCUCUUUAUUUUGUACUUCUCUGUGUAAUCAGCUGAUCAGAUCUUGUUCAUUGGUUGAUUGGUUGCUGAAGUCAGCUGACGGUGGCUGAGCUGAGUUUCUCUGAUUUAAAGGAACAAGCCGCUGAUUCUUAACAGUCACGUGACCUGAUGUCAGGUCAUGUGACGUCUUCACAGCGUCUGUCAGGUGCACAGCUCCGAUCUGUCCGUCCUGCAAAAGUCACAUGAUCUCAGCACUGCUCUCUACUUGGAGGCUUUUAAUGUGAAAACCCAGCAGGAAGUGUUUUUUCUGUGGACAAUGUUUUUAAAUCAGACAUGAGCCUGGGCUCCAGGUAACCAUGGGAACAGGAUCCAGACUUUUAUUCUGACCAAUCAGACGACAGGAGGAAGGGGGGGGGGGGGGGCACAGGAUCAGUGAGACGACUUUAACUUCACUUCUGUAUUUCAUAUUAAAAGCCUCAGAAUCGGGCGUAAGGCUCGGAUCAGGCUCAACUGGUGUUCAAGCUGUGAGCGCAUCACGUUUCAUCAAACUCACUGAAGUGAGGAGUGAAACCAGGUUCACCUGCUCAGCUCCUCACUGUGACUUCAGGGAUUUAUCUGAAGUGACAUCUGCAGAACAGGAAGUCAGAACAGGUUGAAGAAGAAAAGCAGCUGAACUGGAGAAUCAGCUGUUUGCUCCUUUUGAAUCAGACGCACAGAAAAACCUCAGUUUGUCAGGAAGGAACAAAACUCCUGAGUCUGAUGUAAAUAAUGAACAGCUGAUAGAAGCAGCUUCUUCCACCUGACACAGCCCAGCGCCCCCUGCUGGACGACCUGCUCCACUUUUAUACGAAAUAAACCUCAGAUAUUUUCUCUAAA